CGUCUCUUUCCUUCGAAAUUGUGAAAUGGAAAUAAGGAUUCAGUUUGAGAGCCCGAUGUUUUUGGUUUAUUUCAAUUUUCUGCAAAGUUUUAAUUAAAUUUAAUGGCUCAUGACAAAAACCGGACGAGCGGCUCGAUCGGCUCGAGCGGUUAACCGCCUCGGCCGCUCAUCAACCGCUACAUAAAACCGAAGCGGCUUUUAGACUGUUCCGAGCCGGUUUUGUGACCGGGUGACGGUUUUACCGGUCGGGCCGAGCGGCUCUACUAAGCUUUAAUAACACUGCUAAAAACUGUCAAACAAAUCUCAAACGUCUACUUAAUUAUAUCUAAGAGUUUAACAAAAAUGUUACGACCGUCUUUUGUUGUAUAUCAACUGGACUCUUUCCCGAUAGCAUCUACAGUAGCCAGACGAAGGAGCAUCAAAGAUCCCUCCGUUUGUCUUAUCCCUGAGUUCCACGCCCUUUAUCUAGGCCACAAACCUCCCAACAAUAGGGCUCAUCAUUAUCCCCACACAACAACAACAACAAACACGUGUCAAAAGUCAACCAUGGUUCUCAACUUCCUAUUAUCCUGCAUGCUCCAUUCUUUCCGCGCAUGCUACACCCCCGGCGCCGCCACGGCAAAAGGUGACAUCAGCGCCUACUACUUCCUCGUAACAGCCAUCCCUCUCCUGCUAUCGACGGGGCUCCUCCUUUCCCGCUUCCUCAGAAGACAAAAACAGGCCCCACUGCCUCCCGGUCCGACCGGGUUGCCGCUGGUCGGUUACCUCCCCUUCCUCGGGACCCACCUCCACCGCGAGUUCACCGCUCUCGCCGCCACCUACGGCCCCAUCUACUCGCUCCGGCUAGGGAGGAAGCUUUGCAUGGUGGUCAGCUCCUCUUCAUUAGUCAAAGAGAUCGUCAGAGACCAGGACGCCGUCUUCGCCAACCGCGACCCGCCCAUCUCCGCCGUGGUCCUGACUUACGGCGGCGAUGACGUGGCAUUCUCGAACUACGGCCCACUCUGGAAGAAGCUCCGAAAGGUGUUUGUGAGGGAGAUGUUGGGUGGGGCGAAUCUGGAGGAAUGCUACGGGCUAAGGAAGCAGCAGGUGAGAAACUCCGUCAAAGAGGUGCACAAGAGAUGUUCCGGCGGGGAAGCGAUGGAUUUCGGCGAAAUGGCGUUCAAAACGACGACGAACGCCAUGCUGAGCAUGUUGUGGGGAGGAGUGGCGGGGGACGACGAGGGGUUCUACGGCGAGUUCAGGGAGCUGGAGUCGGAGAUGUUGGUGUUGAUGGGUACGCCGAACGUGUCGGACUUUAUUCCGGCGCUGGCCAGGUUUGACUUGCAGGGGAUUGAGAAGAAGUCGAAGAGGUUGCUCGACAAGUUCGAUGAGAUUCUGAGCUCGGUGAUCGAGGAGCGGUUGAGGGCGGUUGAGAAGAGGGGAGGCAACGGGAGGAAGGAUUUCUUGCAGGUGUUGUUGGAUCUGAAUCGCGACGGUGGCAGCGACGGUGAAAGUUAUGUUACUACCAAUCAAGUCAAAGCUCUGCUUAUGGACAUCUUGGUGGGUGGCACAGACACAACGUCGACCAUGUUGGAGUGGACGAUGGCACAACUGGUCAAACAUCCAGACGCAAUGUCCAAAGUCUACAAAGAACUCAACGAAAUCGUCGGACAAAACGACAUCGUCGAGGAAUCUCAUCUCCCCAACCUAACCUACCUAGAAGCCGUCAUCAAGGAGACGUUUCGAAUCCACCCAGCUCUGCCUUUGCUAGUGCCACGCUGCCCUAGCAAAACUUGCGAGCUGGGCGGGUACACCAUCCCCAAGGGCACAAUCGUCUAUCUCAACGCCUACGCCCUCCACACCGACCCACAACUAUGGGAAGACCCUCUGGAGUUCAAACCGGACAGGUUCCUCAGCGUGGAGGACGACACGAAGUUCGAUUUCCAAGGGAACAACUUUCAGUUCCUUCCGUUCGGAUCUGGAAGGCGGGUGUGUCCUGGCCAGCCUCUGGCGGUCAACACGUUGAAAUACGUGUUGGCCACGUUAUUGCAUUCGUUCGAUUGGAAGUUGCCGGCGGGGACGGAGCUGGAGUUGGAGGACAAGUUUGGGAUUGUGAUCAAGAAGAUGAACCCUUUGGUUCUUGUUCCUACUCCCAGGCUGUCGAGUUUGGAGCUGUACUAGAAGAUUAAAAAAAAUAAGGGUGGGAAGGCAAGAUGUGUUGGUUGGAAUAUGUUAUGAGGUAGAUGCAUAAAUUUGUCUUGUUUCGCAAUUUCUGGUGUCGUACGUUGUGUUGUGCGAUAAUGUUGUUUAAUAAGCUAAUUGUGGUUGAUUAGUUUGGGUUUGAUGAUUAAUGGCCUUUUGUUGGACUUUAUUGGGGGUCUUUUGUUUAUGAUGGUGGUCGUUUGUUGUUCGAUUGUGGUUCCUUCUUCUUGUUAUUAUACUUUGCCUCUCCCUCCUAGGACAUGAAAAUAGUCCACUGUUGUCUGUGUUAUUAGUUUAUCUUGGUGAACUAGUAGUUUGCCGCCUCGGAUAGGUAACGAGGAAGAGAAUGAGUGGGUUUCCAUGGAUUGGAAUGUAACUGUGGCGGCGGUGACUGUUGAGGUGCAAAAAUAUAAAUAUUUAUAUUUGAC
Molecule: messenger RNA, 2609 nt
Organism: Linum trigynum
Lineage: Eukaryota; Viridiplantae; Streptophyta; Magnoliopsida; Malpighiales; Linaceae
Source: the annotation of a GenBank genome assembly